This is a messenger RNA of Dictyostelium purpureum, 1572 nucleotides long. RefSeq lists its product as uncharacterized. The transcript is spliced from 2 exons. Bases 1 to 1572 code for a protein of 523 amino acids. The record is from RefSeq and is a predicted model, not a curated record. Lineage: Eukaryota; Evosea; Eumycetozoa; Dictyosteliales; Dictyosteliaceae. Gene Ontology annotation, biological process: protein phosphorylation. Gene Ontology annotation, molecular function: ATP binding; protein kinase activity.
AUGAAUAUUGGUAUGAAAGUAAGAGAAAUUGGUACAGGACAAAUAGGGGUAGUAGAAAAAGGAAACAAUUCAAAUGGAUAUUAUGUUAAUUUUGGUUCAAGAAAAAAUUGGAAAAAGGGCAACGAACUUGAAAUAAUUCAUAAUACAAUUGCCAGUGGUGCCAGCAACUCUGCCUCUGGUGCACCAGCUAGAUCAAAUAUACAACCUAUCCAGCAACAACAACAACAACAAGCAAUACCUUUAAAACAACCACCAAAACCAACUGUCCAAUCAGAAGACCCUGGUCCAAGAUUUGGUAACUUCAAACUCCCAGCUAAAAGUAGUUCCCCAAAAUACUCAACUCUUCCAUCACGCGCAUUCUUUGAAGCCGCAUCUGCUUCUAAUGAUAUUGGUAAAAAACCAGCAAUGAAUGGUUCAAGACCCGGUAUACCAAAUUUUGAACCACCAACUGUAAAUAAUACACAAAAUGAUCAAAUUUCCUCUACACAAUUAAAACCAACAUCUGUACAACAACCACCACCAAUCGUCCCAAAAAGACAACCAAAUGUUCAACAGCAACCACCACCACUACAACAAACCACCCAACAACCACAACAGCCACCACCACUACAACAAAAGCAACCACCACAACAACCAAGUAUUCAAACACCACCUCCACUUGUUCAAAAACCACAACCAUUACAAAAACCAACCAAUAUAAAUAUUCCACCACAACCAAUUCAAAAUAAUAAGGUACAACCAUCACCAAGAAAUGAAUUUAACGAAACAUGGAAUAUUGAUUUUGGUGAACUUUUAUUCGAAAAUGAAAUUGGUAGCGGAAAAUAUGGUGUAGUAUCUGUAGGAAAAUGGUUAGGUACCCCAGUUGCAAUUAAAAGAUUACUCGAAAACAAUGACGAAACCAAUGGAUUGGUAGAAAGAGAGAUUCAAAUAUUAAAAGAAAUAAGACAUCCACAAAUCGUUCAAUUUUUGGGAGUAUCGCGUAAUACUGAUAAUGAAAUUCAUAUUAUAACAGAGUUUAUGGAUGGUGGCGAUUUAUUUGAUGCCCUAAUUUUUGGCGAUGUUCCAUUGUCUUGGAAAGAAAAAUUAAGAAUCGCUCUUGAUUUAGCACAAUCAUGCAGAUAUUUACAAGCAAGGGGUAUUCUUCAUAGAGAUCUUAAAAGUCAAAAUGUAUUAUUAAAUUCCAGCAAAAGAGCAAAGCUUUGUGAUUUGGGUUUAGCAAGAGUUUUCGAUGAUAGAAUCAAUAAACGUCUAACAUGUGUAGGUUCUGACAGAUGGAUGGCACCGGAGAUUUCAAUGGGUGAAAAUUACGAUUACAAAAUUGACGUAUUCUCUUAUGGUAUUGUUUUGGUAGAAAUAAUUACAGAAAAGAUCCCAGAUGAAAGAUAUCCACAAAGGGCAUUUGCAUUUGAUGCACAAGCUUUCUUAAAGAAGGUACCAGCAGAUUGUCCUCAAGAGUUUGCAAAGCUAACCGUUGAAUGUACAAAAACAAAUCCAAAAGACAGACCAUCAUUUUUAAAAAUUUUAGAAAUAGUAGAAGAACUUUACGAAUCUUUACCAGAAGAUGAAGAGUAA